UUGUCCUGUGACUCCAGCCUUAAGCUCCAAUACGACAAAGACAAACUGCUUGAAUUUUGGAGCUCAGUUUCUCACGAAUAUCGUGCCAUCAGCUAUGCAGCAUUGAGGGUUCUAUUACCAUUUGCGACAUCGUACUUGUGCGAAACAGGCUUUUCUACAGUUGCAGUAAUAAAGAACAAGUACAGAUCGAAAAUAAAUGUAGAGAAAGAGAUGAGAGUGGCAAUUUCUAAACUUGAGCUACGUUUUGAAAAGCUAUGCUCAGAAAAGCAAGCACAUCCUUCUCAUUAG
Messenger RNA from Parnassius mnemosyne (clouded apollo), 288 nucleotides. The record is from the annotation of a GenBank genome assembly. NCBI's taxonomy places the organism in Eukaryota, Metazoa, Arthropoda, Insecta, Lepidoptera, Papilionidae.